Colletotrichum lupini is the source of this 3084-nucleotide messenger RNA. RefSeq lists its product as uncharacterized. The coding region runs from base 1 to 3084 and encodes 1027 amino acids. The transcript has 18 exons. NCBI's taxonomy places the organism in Eukaryota, Fungi, Ascomycota, Sordariomycetes, Glomerellales, Glomerellaceae. The record is from RefSeq and is a predicted model, not a curated record.
AUGCUCCGAACAACGGCUCUUUUGAGGCCCAGAGGGUUGCUUUGGGCUGCUUUCUACUUGUCAGUUGACACAGACACUCAUUACUUGCAUCCCGACUCCUUGCCGCCUGUCUGCUCCUUUGAAUUGUUCCUAGCCUCUCGAGUCUUCUACAACCUCUCCUCUGGCGACUUCUCCUACCAAGCGAGGGGCUCCUUGCCCAGUCCAACAUCUCGGAGCCAAUCAAUGACCAGCGGAAAGGAAACCUCUUGGGAAAGGGCAACCCACGACGUUGCCUUGGAUCCCUGCCAUUUCUCCCCCCUGUCUCUUGCCUUGCCUUGCCAAAAGGAGGGGAUUCUUCCUCUUCCCUGCUCCUUCUUUUUACCCCUGCUUGCCCGGGGUCAUCCUCUCCACAACUUUUCACUUCCACUUCGUGCCCCUGGCGCCUUGUUCACGGCGUGGUCCUUCCGCCACUCCUUUCCCCAUGCAUCAAUCCACAUCCAGAUGGUCAUACACUUGCAUCCAAAGUCCACCUCGAUCGCAUUCCUUCUCCAUCCUGCUACCCUGGACCCCUUGCUCCCGAAGAAAAAUUCUGUCAGCAAGGGCACGCCGGAAUCUCGAGAGGCUAUGCCCUUCAGAGGAGAGCAAGAACACCUGGGAUCCCGGCCCAAAUCCUCGAAGCACGCUUUACCCGAUCAUGACGCGACCUACCUUCUGGCCAGAAGCUCCACGAUAGCUCUUGAGCGUUGUUCCUUCCCUCGCUUUUGCUCCCUGCGCUGCCACGCCGCCUACACUCUUCCGAGAAGAAUAGGCUCGCUUCAAAUCGUUCGAUCUAGGACCCAGUCUGGUCGCCACGCCUGUCAAGCGAUAUUAUAUCGUGUUGGGUAUAUUCAAUCCCACCGUGUUGCCAAGAUAUCGCGGCUCGGUCAACCGGCCCAGAUCAACCAAAACGAACGGGCCGCUGCUAGUUAUCGGGAAUGUUUACUCAUCCGUCUAAACCUCUAUUUGCUUCCGAAAAAGGCCUGCUCGCCAGCUUCAUUCUGGCGCAUUGUCCCUCCUCGCCGUGCGGCUGUGCGGCUGUCUAUCCUCGGGUCAACUGCAAAAUCACACGUCAAUAGACGUCACAAUGCUUGGCCUUCGACCGAGCUCGUUCCGAGGAAACGGUUUGUUUCACCAAGUCAGCCACCCGAAGCCAACGAAGCCGAAUGUGGGCUAUCAGUCUACCUCUUUCUGGAAGUUGGACCCAAUGAUCAGGGCAACACAACGGCUUAUUGCAACCUCAGCGACAACGUAACGCCAGCGGUGGUUUCGCUCUUUGAUUUGCAGCCACAGCUUGUAGGCUACUCGGCGGCUCCCUCAAGCGUGUGGAUCGCCAAACUGCAACCUUUUCUCGGUUUAGAUUUCGUUUUAGAUUUAAGCAUCCUUUUCUCUCUUCGUCUGCAAUCCAUCGAGAAGCGCUGGCCAGACCGCGCGGCACUAUGUGAUGGCUGCGGGAUGCCAGGCGCCUUACCGAGACACGGGUUUUCACCGCAACCUGUCGAGUCUUUCGCAAGCAAGCCUUUACCUGAGACGACUCGUCAAUGGCUAAAGGCAACGUCGCCAACUGUUGAGAGCCAGGCGGCUAUGCCCAGAUGCAAUUACAAGCCCAGUUGUUUGGUCUACAGUGCACUUCAUCCAGAUCCUUUGCCCGGCGGGUUGCUCUGGCGCCCAAUCCAUCAUCUAUUCGCAACCGACUUUACAGAAGAAAAGAGCCGAGUCAGCCGGGGGGCUUUGCCUAAUCAGGCACGCUCACCUGAAUCUGAGAACACGAGCCAUGCCAAAAGUCGCCGGCAAUACAACCGUCUUUCCCUCGUUUUAGGUCCUCAAGAUAUCCUCCAAUUUCCACUCGCAGCUGUCAACUUUUUCGACAUCCAUAUCCGUAUUCACAGUCCGGGUGACUGUUUAUUUCUGACGAGUAGCCCCAAGACAAAUAGUGAGGCUCGAGCGGCAUGUCUUGAGCCGAUACCGCCUGAGGACCCGGCGCCAUGGGCAUCAAGACCCAUCCUUACCGUGGAAAGUGACUCCCGACAGGCGUCCCUGGACAUUGCGACCAGCUGUAUAUCGUUGGAACCCGCGCUGGCUCUACUUGAAGAUCGGCCAGCACUGCCGCCGGUAUCCGAGAAGAGGAUGAACACCGUGCCAUUCAUCUCGUUGCCAACGCUCUUUCGCGGCCUUCCCCAGAACGCACACUAUCUGCCCCGUCUUCGCCGUCGAUCAUUGAUCCCGCAGAUUGGUUCAAUACCUGGCUGGACGAAAGAGGAAAUCAGACCAUCCAAAACGGGGGUUUGCGAGAGAGAACGCAAUCACGGCUCGGUCCCGAUCAUGAGAUCGCCUGGUUCCGUUGGCGUGACCUGGAGUCUUGUCUCUAGCCAUAUGGUUCACUGGGUUUCUUCCCUCUUCUCAUUUCCCAAGGCCCGCCUGAGCUUCUAUUCUCAGCGACCUCUCUUGUCAAGGGCCGGCCAUCUUCGCUUUCGAGCAUUACUGUUCCUCCGAUGCACCUCCGUUGCCGGGCUUGCCUUCGUUAACAAGGACCGGCGCCCUUUCGCGGCGGACAGUUCACCCCGAAAAUUCAGCAACAACCGCGACUCCGCGAUGGAUGGCCUGCUGCCAGGUCCGUACCAGGGACCACCCCUUCCGGUUUGCUAUGCUCCAACGGGUGUCUUCCACGGUGCAACCCUGACGGUGAUGGCUGGGGUCGUCGCUGAAAUCCCAAAGAGGAACUCAACGGACCGACCCCUGCAGCAGGGUUACCAAAUCCCCGAGAACCUCCUGUGGACAGCUGUCGAAACUAUUCGUGCCAGCGCGGCUCACUUUCAGCCACUGGUUGGUACUCAGUCAACAGCAGCAUGCGUUGGGCUGUUCUGCAUCCUCCAAUUCUUCGUUGCCAAGUUACUCGAUAUUUCAACGCCACCCUGCGAGGUAAACGGGAGGCAAGCCGCGUUUAACACCAUCCUCUUUGCCACUCUUGACCACUUCAUCCGAACUCUUGCAAAGGGGCGAAGGAAAAAACAUCUCCUAGGCCUCCGAUCCCUAAUUGUUUCGAUGCCAUACCCCGCCAAACAUGCAUAA